Molecule: messenger RNA, 1479 nt
Organism: Wickerhamiella sorbophila
Lineage: Eukaryota; Fungi; Ascomycota; Dipodascomycetes; Dipodascales; Trichomonascaceae
Product: Alpha-1,2-galactosyltransferase gmh3
Exons: 1
Coding region: 1-1479 (492 amino acids)
Biological process (GO): protein N-linked glycosylation
Cellular component (GO): Golgi membrane
Molecular function (GO): glycosyltransferase activity
Source: RefSeq, a predicted model, not a curated record
AUGACAGUGAGAAGCUCAAUAGCGUACAUUGGAGCUUUUCUGGCGACCGCGAGCAUAUUUUUUAGUUUCGGUUUGCUCAGUGGCCAGUACGAUGUUGUCUCUUUUGUUCAGGAAACGAAAAUGAGAGCUGCGGGACUGGCACCCGCCUUAGAGGAAAUCAAGUCCACCGUCAUAACGCCUGAGCAGUUCGUGAACGAACUCAACCUCACACACAUUGAGCAGAUAAUUGCCCAAAGCCUUGUCGGACGGACUCUGGGAGCGGCAUCCAAGGCCCAUGAAAGCGUCGUGGUUCAACCAUUCUCCAAUGCCACUGGAAUGGCAAAGACAAAAAAGUGUAGGAGAAUGUUGCGGAAAGCACUUCACACGUCUAAAGCUCAGAGCAAAGAGCAGUUCGAGCAGAUUAGGGUCAUAAUGAUGGAUUCUAUUGGGGCUGUGAUUAAGGCUAUUCGUGCAAAGUAUACACCCGAAGAUCCGGAUCCAGCAUACGCACGGAUGGAGAUGUCCCACUCAAAACGCCGUAAAAAUGAUGAGAGUUUCCAUGCAAAGGCAAUUGAUCGUUAUAUUGAGCUAAAUCGUGAGUCGCGGAAGCUAGAAAUCAAGAUUCCAGAAGACCAAAAGCACCUGGGACCUAAACCUCAUGAAAUUAUGAUAUUCUCAGCUUCGAAUGCGGACCUCCGUGACCCAGAAGAAGCUGAGCUUGUGUAUCAAGCUCUCGAGAAUCGUAACUCGUAUGCAGCUUAUCACGGUUAUCAGCAUGAAUUCCUUAAUCUCAGCCGGUAUAGUGCUGCUGAGUAUGAGCACCCGUGCUGGCUGAAGCUUCCGGCCAUUCAAGAAACACUUCACAAGCACCCGGAAGUCAAGUGGCUAUGGUGGCUAGAUAUGGAUGCGAUUAUCAUGAACGGCCAGCUCAAAAUUGAAGAACACUUACUGCAUCCUUACACCAUGAAGCAUCGCUUAGUAUCUGAUACCAACGUCUGCGCUGUUGGUGACAUAUUCAGUGAUGGUGGUCUGACCCCGCUUGCAUCCGAUGUUGAUCCGGACGAGAUAGAAUUUAUUUUCACCCACGACUAUUUGACUUUAAACGCAGGCUCUUUUUUCCUCAAAAAUACCCCCGCCAACAAAUUGACACUCGACAUGUGGGGAGACCCAGAGUUCAUUUAUAAUGAAAAAGGAGGGCGAAAGUAUGAGCGACGGGAACAGGAUGCAUUUAUUAACCUCUACCACCGGCACAAGAACGUUCGCGACAGAACUGGUGUUUACGUUCAAUCAACUAUGAACUCUUACGAUGAGCACAAUGGUAGAGAGCUACAAAGAGGUGAGCAUGGGGAUUUUGUUUUCCAUUUUGCAGGGUUCUCAAAUCAAAGAGAAACCUAUCUAAGGAUGUGGAAAGAAGCUUGGGAUAAGCGAGUUCUCCCCAAUGGCGAGCACCCUGAAGUUACACUCCCCAGCCCAGCUGAGGAUAGUGAGCCUGAAGCCUAG